Molecule: messenger RNA, 893 nt
Organism: Dinoponera quadriceps
Lineage: Eukaryota; Metazoa; Arthropoda; Insecta; Hymenoptera; Formicidae
Gene: MED6
Product: mediator of RNA polymerase II transcription subunit 6
Exons: 6
Coding region: 57-740 (227 amino acids)
Biological process (GO): regulation of transcription by RNA polymerase II
Cellular component (GO): core mediator complex; mediator complex
Molecular function (GO): transcription coactivator activity
Source: RefSeq, a predicted model, not a curated record
UGUGUUCUCGCCGCACGGGGUCUCUAGAGUCAAAUCAGGAUUUGCUUCUGGCUCUUAUGAUGCCUGGCAAAGCACCAAUACAAGAAAAUCCUUUAGGUCUGUCCUGGCAUGAUAGUGCCUGGAUUCCUGUUCUCAAUCCAAGCAACAUCAUGGAUUACUUUUCCGAAAGAAGUAACCCAUUCUAUGACAGAACUUGUAAUAAUGAAAUAGUAAAAAUGCAACGUUUAAGUCCUGAUCAGUUAACUAAUAUGACUGGCUUAGAAUAUAUACUGUUGCAUGUGCAGGAGCCAAUCCUUUAUGUAAUUAGAAAACAGCACAGGCAUUCACCAACUGCUGCAACUCCUCUUGCUGACUAUUAUAUCAUAGCUGGUGUUGUAUAUCAAGCCCCAGAUCUAGGAUCCGUUGUAAGUUCCAGACUGUUUUCCGCAGUCCAUCAUCUACAAUCUGCUUUUGAGGAAGCUAGUUCCUAUUCUAGAUACCAUCCUAGUAAAGGCUACUCUUGGGACUUCACAAAUGGCAAGGCCUGGGCUACAAAGGAGCCAGUACGUGAGGAGCCGAGCUCGUUGUUUCAGCGGCAGAGAGUGGAUAUGCUACUUGCAGAGCUCACUCGUAAAUUUCCUUUGCCAGUGGCAAAACCAGUACACCAAGCAACAGAAACUUCUAUUGAAAUUAAACAAGAACCGAAAAGUGAAAAAAAAGAAAUGAAACCACCACCGGAAAAGAAACCGAGAUUAAAUUAAGAAAUAAAAGCUUGUAAAAUAUAUUUGUGUAAUUUGUAACAUUGCUAAGUCAAGACAUUGUAAAAUAUAUUUAUGUGAAAUUUUUAUAUUUUGUAAGACAACACAUAAUAUUUGUUUAUUGCUCUUUUACAAUAUAGUCCAAGUAAAUAUAAA